AAGCUUGCUACGUAUUGAUAUUACCGGAGUGCCACUGGCAUACUGAUGCAUUUUCAAACAGCGUAGGCUCCCCGAUCAUCUCCUACUACCGUAGUGCACGCUUGGGCCAUCUCGGUGUAUAUGGUAUCGGAGGCACGAAUGCGUCGGGACAGGUACCCGUCAUCCCCGGCAACUACGGACUCAUCGACCGGGAUACUCCAGAGAGCGCGUACUAUAAGACGUCGUGGUACAACGGCAAGACGGAGAUGACACUCGUGUUCUCGGACGAAUUCAACACACCCGGGCGCACGUUUUGGCCGGGCGACGAUCCGUACUGGGAGGCGGUGAACCUGUGGUACUGGGAAACCGAAAACCUCGAGUGGUGUCACCCCAGCGCAAUCCAGACGGCGAACGGGAGCUUGGUCAUCACGCUGGAGCAGAAGGAGAUGAAUGGUCUGAACUACACUGGCGGAAUGAUGACUACGUGGAACAAGUUUUGUUUCACGGGCGGCUACGUGGAAGCGAACGUGAGCCUGCCCGGCUUGAACAACGUUGUUGGGCUCUGGCCUGCGAUCUGGUCAGUCGGGAAUCUCGGCAGAGCAGGGUAUGGCGCAAGCCUCGAUGGCUUGUGGCCAUAUACGUACGACUCCUGCGACGUGGGUACGGUCGCGAAUCAGUCCGUCAACGGCCAGCCCGUCGCAGCCACGACAACUGGGCCCUCUAAAUACGGUGGCGUGCUGUCGUAUCUGUCUGGUCAACGUCUGUCACGGUGUACAUGUCCGGACGAGAGUCAUCCGGGCCCAAAGCACAGAGACGGAACGUUCAUUGGGCGUUCGGCGCCGGAAAUUGACAUCCUAGAAGCACUCAUAAGUGGAAGCUCGCCUGUAGGGCAGAUCAGUCAGAGUGGACAAUGGGCACCCUUCAAUGCAGGAUACGAGUGGUACAACACAAGCGCAAAUGAAAUUAUUUACAACGCAUCAGUCUCAUACUUCAACAAUUACACCGGCAGUGUCAUUCAGCAGGCGACGAGCGUACUCUCAGAGGCCGACCAGAAUUGCUAUGAAUACGAGACAGGGUGUUUCUCGAUCUAUGGCGUAGAGUACAAACCCGGCUUCGACAGUGCGUAUAUGACGUGGAUAUUGAACAACCAGGCGUCUUGGACGCUCAACGUCGCAGGCAUGAAUGCGGACCCGGGGGUGAAUAUUUCCCAACGUCCGGUACCGCAGGAGCCCAUGUAUCUCAUCAUGAACCUCGGGAUGUCCUACAGCUUCACUCAAGUGGACCUCGCGAACAUACCCUUCCCGGUUCACCUCCGGGUGGACUACAUUCGGGUAUACCAGCCAAGCGACUCGAUCAAUGUCGGAUGCGAUCCAGUCGACUUCCCUACGGCUGCGUAUAUCAAUAAGUACGCGGAGGCGUACUGGAACCCAAAAAUGACGACCCACUGAAUAUCAUCCUCGCCGUGACUCCUUGGAGUGAAGACAUUAUUAUCUAUCAUUUGGUGUAGACACAUUUACUGUUAGAAUGUGAUAAGUCCCAGUACCUCUUAUAGCAUCAUUUAAGUUAUGCAGCG
This is a messenger RNA of Rhodofomes roseus, 1552 nucleotides long. RefSeq names its product glycoside hydrolase family 16 protein. Bases 246 to 1427 code for a protein of 393 amino acids. Gene Ontology annotation, biological process: (1->6)-beta-D-glucan biosynthetic process; fungal-type cell wall organization. Gene Ontology annotation, molecular function: glucosidase activity. Lineage: Eukaryota; Fungi; Basidiomycota; Agaricomycetes; Polyporales; Fomitopsidaceae. The transcript has 5 exons. The record is from RefSeq and is a predicted model, not a curated record. Gene Ontology annotation, cellular component: plasma membrane; endoplasmic reticulum membrane.